Messenger RNA from Cetraspora pellucida, 582 nucleotides. NCBI's taxonomy places the organism in Eukaryota, Fungi, Glomeromycota, Glomeromycetes, Diversisporales, Gigasporaceae. The record is from the annotation of a GenBank genome assembly.
AUGCAUCCAAAGGUGAUAGUUAUUAGAAAGGAAUCUAACAUUUCUGAGGAGUGGCAAUGCCAUUUUAACUAUAUUUUAGAUAAUCAUUUAGAAGAUACCCCAACUGAUGAACCUCUUUAUAGCAUGCCAAAUACCAUCUCAUCUUUAAUUAAAAAAAAAACUAUUACAUUAGCUUUUAUUAUAUGUGGUAUUGCUUUUCAUAUAAUCAAUAAUCCUUUUUUCAUAAAUGCUUUAAAACUUAACUCUAGUUAUGAAGCUCCAUUAUAUGAAGUUCUUUCUGAACAUUUACUAAAUAUUAAAAUAGCAAAAGUUAUUAAUAAAGUUAAUAAAAUUAUAGGAAGUGCUACUAAUCUUACUGUUGGUCUCAAUAGUUGGACUUUCUCUAAUGGAUUAUCAAUUUGGAAUUUUGUUAUUAUAAUACUGUCACAAGAAGAAUAUUUUUAUGAACUUAGUAAUUAUUUAGAUCAAUCUCAUAUAGCAAAAUUUUUGACUAGCAAGAUUGAAUUAAUUGUAAAUCAUAUUGGCAGUAAUAAAAUUUCAGCAAUUAUCAGUGACAAUGGAGCCAACAUAGCAGCUGUAUGA